Molecule: messenger RNA, 2072 nt
Organism: Podospora bellae-mahoneyi
Lineage: Eukaryota; Fungi; Ascomycota; Sordariomycetes; Sordariales; Podosporaceae
Exons: 3
Coding region: 367-588 (73 amino acids)
Source: RefSeq, a predicted model, not a curated record
GAGACUGGAUGGUCACCUGUCUCACAGGUUGUGCCCAUCUUGAGCUGAAGAAUUCUUCUGAUGUGUUAGCAUCCGAUUAACCAGACUGGCUUUUACGCUGAUGGUAGUCAGAAUUCUGGAGCAGUACCCGGUGAUGUACCAAGUACCGAGUACCUGGAGCAAAACGCCGUGUCGUUUUGUUGUUUCGAUGGUGGCCCAGAACCACCAAGUUCAAGCUGCCGAGAUGGAUCGACCUUGAGUCCAUUCCAAGAGACUAGAGAUUGGUCUUCGCCUAUCGACAAAGGCUUCCAAUCCCUCGUUGACCGUCAACUCAUAGCGUAUACCCUCACUUGCGGAGUCAAAGCAUCACUAGUCUUCGGCAGGCCAAUGGGAGAAAAGAGCAAUGUCAUACAUACUUUGGUGAUGGCUUGUCUGUCCACCUUGUUGCCUUGGGCACACAAUAUGAUCGGUCUUCCCUGCCGAGACAGUCUUCCCGCUCUGCUUAGCCUCGUUCGGUCACAAGGUCAGAAAGAGGCACGAGCCAUGUACCGCAGCACCGCUGGGAUGGAGGACGCCCCUGGGUCAAAGGAGGCAUCAUCCACACCUUGACGGGCCAUUUCUUCACCUUUAUUGGCUACGCUGACGCGGGGAAUGCUCUGGGCUUGGACUUCCUCCAGCCAAACAUGUCCAAAAUAACUAGAGUAGGUUGAGGCCCAUGUGAUGCAGGGUAGGAUUCCUCAACCUCUUGGCCGCCUCUCCUCUGCAACCAAGACUCGAUUCCACGUGGCAGUCUGGGUCCGGGCUGACAUCUGGUGUGGCCAAAAAGUAUUUGACCAGGGCGGCCCGCCUCCCCUCAUCCGAUGGCUCAGUUUUUACACGAACCGGAUCACAGAACGACGAACAUCGGGAACGCCAGUAUCCGACGACCACCGAGACAGGACGCCUCUUGCUAUGAGCCCUAACCCAACCCACCAUCAGAUGUUGUACAAGACUUCACUCGGAAAGAAUUUGGACCUUGUACCACCGGCAACAUAAGUAUCAGCUGAUAUAUCGUAAUCUCGGGCUACCAACGGACUCGGGAAACACAUUGUUCUUUUAGACCGAGCGAACAUUCUGUCAUGGGAGCAGUCAUGGUCGAGACCUAGGCCAGUUGCCUCUCAGGAGAGUAAUGUAUCAAGCACGGAGUACGCUGGGUUUCCUUUGCCCUGUUGGGCCUCGCCUGAAGAAUCAUGGCUCAGCUUUUUCUUGAAUUCUUUACGUCUUGGCAUCUAUUCCAGGUACGUCGUUAUUGACGCUGGGCAUCUCUUGCGUGCUGGUUGUUGCUCUAAGAUUUUCAGAAACACCUCUCGUCUGUCACAUCCAGGCUGAUCUCUUCGGUUGACUGCACUUGAACCCAAUUCACUUUGUCAAUUCGAUUUCUGCACAUUACCCAACAGCUACCCACGCCGGUCAGAGAAUACAUUAAUGGAUGACAGGUCGUCAGGCCGGACUUAUGUAAGGAUUGCCUAACCUGGGACGCGACUGCACACCGAGCGGGAGGCCAGUGACACGUCGUUCGGCGACGUGAGGUUUCACCGUCAAGCCAGCAAAACUGCAAGUUCACCAAUCCCUCUUGACAGACCUCACAAGUCUUCCCAUGUCUGACAGCUGCAAGUCCUGUUGAUCCCUAUUGCCAGCCAUGCCGCGAUUCUGGGGUACUGCUACAGAGCUGCACAGUGCAUGUGUACGGUUGACCUUGAUCAGAUCAGCAUUCCAAGGAAAUUCCACCAUGGCCACGCACCCAUGGUGCUCCCCGAGGGUCAUUGAUGCAAAUGCAUCACACCACUAGCUGCCUUUGGCCAAGGUUAUUGUACACACACACACCGGUCCGGACAUAGAGAAUCAGCAGGAUUCACAGAGCAGCGGGUGCCUAGGUAUGUGGUGCCAACAAUCGAGGAUACACCGCCACUCUUUACAACGCCCUCUCAGGGAAGUCAUCGAGUCGGGAAGAGCAAGGACCUUUUUUUCAGCCAGCCCAAAAUGCAUCUGCAAAAGGAAUCUGCAGCUUGCUGUCACGGGUCGCGCAGAAAUUUUGCCAUUCGCAUGGAGGCUCC